Aspergillus alliaceus is the source of this 4340-nucleotide messenger RNA. RefSeq names its product putative inositol polyphosphate phosphatase. NCBI's taxonomy places the organism in Eukaryota, Fungi, Ascomycota, Eurotiomycetes, Eurotiales, Aspergillaceae. Bases 471 to 4118 code for a protein of 1215 amino acids. The transcript has 6 exons. The record is from RefSeq and is a predicted model, not a curated record. Gene Ontology annotation, molecular function: phosphatidylinositol-4,5-bisphosphate 5-phosphatase activity; protein binding. Gene Ontology annotation, biological process: phosphatidylinositol dephosphorylation.
CGUUACUCGUCAUUCUGUUUUCUCCUUUAAGUUCACAUAUUCCCCUUUCGAUCGUCACUUUUCCUUUCCUCUCUUUCUCUCCCUUCUCUCUCCUCUUUUUCCUCUUUUUCCCUCUCUCUAUCCUCUCUCUUUCAACCCUUUUACUCUGUCACUCACUCCCCCCCCUUCUCUUGCUUUAGACCCCUCUUGUCGUUCGAAACUAUUCCCGCUCGAAGACCCCCAUUCCGCUCUCCCUCUCCGCUCCGACUGUAUUUAUAGCCAGCCGAUUCGUUUCCGCCUGACGAACUGCCCGCAACUCCGCCACAGUCUCGACCCCUCGGAUCUGUUAACCGCACCGUUACCUUCGCAUUCAUUCAUUGUUCAUACAUGCUUUUUUUUUGUCAAUCUUCUCCUUAUCGUAUACACAACCCCAUUGAAGCCUAUGAUCUAUCUUUCCAGAUCGUCACUGUGCCGGAUCGAUCGUAGUGGCCAUGGAGGGAAACGGUAGAGCGAGGGACGGCACCGAUAAUGCCCCCAUAAGACCGGUAUCUUCCCUUCUGUCUCAUUUUGAGAACCUAUCCCAUCGCCGAGCACCAUCCGCGUCACCAAACGGCCCCCGCGACUCGUCCUUGAAUCUGAAAUCACCCGAACCCGUCGAUGACUUCCGCUCAGUCCGCGCCUCUUUGGACAUGUCUCGUCCGCGGUCUCCUUGGGUCCCCUCAACAGACCUUCAGAAUAGCCAGCGGGCCGAGUACACCAACGGGGCUCCGCUUCGACGCGGGGUCUCCCCCGGACGGUCGCCAGGCGGACGGCAAAGCAGACCCAUGUCGAUGAACCUACAUUCCUCGCCGCAACUUGCGCCCACGCUCACAGUAGACUCACCGCGAUCUCCCCCACGGGGGUUUGGGACGCACCCCGACCACACGGAAGAUAUCCGGACGUCUCGUACGCCACCGAACGCUGCGCGGGAAUCAUUGCCGCCUAGGCCAAUUGCUCAGGGGAGCUAUUUUCCCCGACCAACAACUCCCACCUAUCCGUCAUCUGUGCCAACCGAACACAGGGUGGCUCACCUGUCCCCCAAUCAUCAAGGUUCCCCGGUAUCGACGCGCGACAAUGCUUCGGAGCGACGGUUGAAGAGUGCAUCUUUACCGCCGCCCGCCAACCGAGCAGAGAAACCCAAGAUCCCUGUUAAGCCCGCAGCUCUCUCAUUCCAAGAUGGGAACGGCCUUACCCCUCGCCAGGAGCAUACGAAUAUGGAAGAUCGGAUAUCCCCCUUCAACACUCCCCCUGGGAGUCCGGACAAAUCUCCGCCAAACCCCCCGUCUGCCACAAGGCCGCAACCUCCGCCGUCACCCUCUCGCCCCGUACCUCCGCCGGCUCGGAGAUCAUUCGAUGAAAGGCGACCCCUCCCGAGUACUCUUGGCUUGCGAGAGGUGCCGGAGCCACCGCCGCAACCGCCUCGGCGGCCAUCCCCCACACCUACACGAGACACGAGGCCCUUGAUGGUCCAAAUUCCGCCGCGGCAACCCGCUCAACCAGAAGUAAUGUCUAGUAUCCCACACACGGCUCCUCGUUUCCAGGCGGUUGGUAGCCCCAGAGAACCUCCCGGGUUGCCCCCGCGGAAUCCAUCGGUAAGCCAUCGGGGUACGGGGGCUGCGCUGGAUCGUUUGAGGAGUCCGGCACAGGCUGAGUGGCCCCCUCGGCCUGAAUCGCGCCCGCACCAUACAGAGGAGGUUCACACGCCAAGACAGCUCCAGCGGCAGCCAUCGUUUUCGCGAGAGACCAAACCUGCGCCUCCUCCCGCCAUCCCCGAGCGACCCGUUGUCGAACGCCCAGUUGUGGAGAGGCAGCUUGUGCGUCCGGUUCCCGCUCCCGCUCCCAGUGAAGACGAGCAGCCGCUCGAUGAGGCCCCGGCCCCACGGACGGAUUACCCGGAUGCAUCUUUUGCUAACCGACGUCCGCCACUCCUGAAGAAGGGCCCCUAUGAGAUUCCCACACGAUAUGAUACGCGGCUCAUGGAUGUGUGUGGGAAGUACGUAUGUACGACGGGAUACCUAACACGUGUUUGGGACCUCACGACGGGUGACCUGAUCAUGACUCUCAGCCACGGUGAAACCGUCAAAUGUUUAUCGUUGGCUUUCAAGCCGGGGAAGAGCUUGGAGGACGAGGGGCAGCGACUAUGGCUUGGAACAAGCGCGGGCGAUCUUCACGAGGUUGAUAUCGCGAGCCAAUCAAUUGUCACGUCACGAUCGUAUCCCUCCCGCAGGGAAGUGAUUAAGAUCCUUCGGCACAAAAAGGAGAUGUGGACUUUGGAUGAUGAGGGGCGCUUGCUUGUCUGGCCGCCAGACGAGUCAGGCACUCCUAACCUUCAGUAUAGUUACCAUAAUCCUUAUGAUCGGGUUGCGCGUGGGCAUACAUUCUCGAUUGCAGUAGGCGACACGCUGUGGUUGGCAACGGGGAAGGAAGUACAAGUCUAUCGACCAAAUGCCCGUGACGAUGUGUCCUUUAAAGUGCUCAAGAGGCCGCUGGGCUCACAACAUUCGGGAGAGGUGACGUCUGGUGCUUACACUACUAAGUAUGGCGGCCGUGUGUAUUUGGGACACGCUGACGGUAAGGUGACUAUAUACUCGGCCGGCGAUUAUACGUGUCUUGGUGUUGUAAAUGUGAGUGUCUACAAGAUCAACUGCUUGGGCGUUGUUGGCGAUUAUCUUUGGGCUGCGUACAAGACGGGCAUGAUCUACGUGUAUGAUACCUCGACGAAUCCGUGGCAGGUGCGCAAGGACUGGCGGGCCCAUGAUAGUCCUGUGAGCGGAUUCCUUCUAGACACUAGCAGUGUGUGGACGUUGAAUCGACUCCAAGUGACAUCGUUGGGGACGGAUAACUGCAUUCGCCUGUGGGACGGUAUGCUUGAGGAUGAUUGGAUGGAAUCUCGGAUGCAAGCCAAGGACGUGGAGUACUGUUCUUUCCGGGAGAUCCGCGCUGCGGUUUUGACGUGGAAUGCCGGAGCCUCCACUCCAGGCAGUGUGCGUACAUCUACCUUUAUUCAGGACGCUAUACAUCCCGAGGAUCCGCCAGAGAUUAUAGUAUUCGGCUUCCAGGAACUUGUGGAUCUCGAGAAUAAGAAAAUCACAGCCAAGAGCUUGCUCAUGGGAAGUAAGAAGAGGGAAAACGGCGAGAAGGAGCAUAUGAGCCGCCAGUACCGCGUAUGGAUGGAACAUUUAACACGCUGUAUCAACGAGUGCAUGCCUCUUGAGGAGUCGUAUGUCCUUUUGCACAGCGCGGAUCUGAUUGGUCUGUUCACUUGCAUUUUUGUGAAGCAUAAAGAGCGAUCAAGGAUCAAGGAUAUGAACGCUGCAGAGGUGAAGCGUGGAAUGGGAGGGUUGCAUGGCAACAAAGGUGCACUGAUCCUCCGCUUUGUUUUAGAUGAUAGUUCUCUGUGCUUUGUCAACUGUCAUUUGGCAGCCGGGCAGUCGCACACGGCGCACCGUAACAAUGAUAUAGCUGCCAUCCUGGAAUCAGAGUGUCUUCCAUCUGAAUCUAGUCUCAUGGCCCGCGCGGAUCGUUUUGUUAGCGGCGGAGAUGGGUCGAUGAUCAUGGAUCAUGAGAUCUGUAUCUUGAACGGAGAUCUUAACUAUCGCAUUGACUCCAUCCCCCGCAACGUCAUCAUCGACGAUAUUCGUAAAAACAACUUCACGAAGCUGCUCGAAAGGGACCAAUUGCUGGCAUCGAGACGCAAAAACCCGGGUUUCCGCCUGCGAUCUUUUACCGAGGCCCCCAUCACCUUUGCGCCGACCUACAAGUACGACGUAGGCACCGAUGAUUACGACACUAGCGACAAGAAGCGUUCUCCCGCCUGGUGUGAUCGUGUCUUGUAUCGGGGAAUUGGUCGGGUGAAACAAAUCGAAUACCGGCGACACGAAGCCAGGGCCUCUGACCAUCGCCCAGUCAGCGCAUCGUUCAAACUCCGGGUCAAGACCGUCUUGCCCAAAGAACGUGCUACCGUAUGGGAAUCUUGCCAACAGGAGUUCCAACAGGAAAAACGCCGACUUGCAUCGGAAGCAAGUAUUGAAUACCUCAUCAGCGUCCUCGGCACUGAUCCCCAACAAGCUCGAGAUUUGAUCCUGAGGAAUGGCAACUAAUUCACCGUAUCGCUACACCCCUUCGUUCAUUGUUCUCCCCUAUAUGCUGUUACAUUGGUUUUCGAGAGGUUAAGACACUAGAGAUUAGCACAAGGCGAUGUGUACGACUAAUGAUUUCACGAUAGAUAUGUAUCAUGAGCUGGAUUAGAUUAUGGGGAUGGGUAGAGUAGUCACUGUCUUAAUUUUAAUUUUGCUGUAUUUAUAUGACCCCAGCGCUCCUGG